Messenger RNA from Schistosoma rodhaini, 273 nucleotides. NCBI's taxonomy places the organism in Eukaryota, Metazoa, Platyhelminthes, Trematoda, Strigeidida, Schistosomatidae. The record is from the annotation of a GenBank genome assembly.
AUGGAUAUUACAAAAGAAUUUGACAGUCACGCUGAAAAGGUCAAAAAGCUUAAAGCAAAACCUAAUGAUCAUGAUCUUCUCGAGCUUUACGCCUUGUACAAACAAGCUACAGUUGGUGACAACAAUACGAGUUCACCUGGAAUCCUCGAUCUAAAAGGAAAGGCGAAAUGGAACGCUUGGAAUGGAAAAAAAGGUAUUUGCAGAGAAGAAGCCAAAAAGUUGUACGUGGAUAAAGCUAAAUGCCUUAUUGCAAAACAUGGACUGGAAUCAUAA